AUGAAUCGACCACAAACCCGGUCUCAGACAAGAACUUCGACGGCGCGGGAAGAAUCUAACCUACAAAACGUAGAAGCUAAUCCAGAUCUCCCAGAAGAAGGAUCUUUUGAACCUAGUUUUGUCGACGUAGAAAAAGCUAAUGAUCACGACUGUAAACUAUGUGAUCGCCCUAAUGGGGCCGAAGCGUAUAUGGUCCAGUGCGUAGACUGCAAACGAUGGGAUCAUUUUUCCUGUGCAGGAGUUACUACAUCUUCGGUUAAACUUAUAGUUUAUCGGUGCGUCAUGUGUGCUCCUCGGAUUCCCACACAGCCACCAAGUUCUGUGACCGCGCAAUCUACCACUAGCAGUGCCCGAAGAGCACGCCUGAAAAGGGACUUAGAGCGCCUUGAGGAAGAAAAGAAGCUACAGGAAGAUGCAGCGAAGGAUAAACUCGAACGGGACCAGAUAUAUUUGGAUAAAAAAUAUGAACUACUUUUGCAACAUGAUGACGACGAAGAACAAAAGAGUAUCUGCAGUCACCGCAGUGAUCGUUCUAACUCUAGGACAGCCGAUUGGAUUAAAGCCCAAGCUGUGGCAACAGUCAGUACCGGUCCAGCGAUUGUCCGACAAACAUCUUUUACAAAUGUACCGAACCAAACGCAGUCCGACAAAAGGUUGACGAGGCUCGAUAAACACAUGACUUCCACUCCUCUCACCACACUAGCUGAGAUAGGGGGAGUUUCAAGAGAGGCACCGAGUGACUGUUUUGUAAAGCCUUCGACCGCUAAGACCGUCGAUAGUUGUUCCAUCGGCAACUUGCCUGAUGGUGUUUCUGAAAUUUCAACCGAAAUUUCUGGUAAUCCUUUUCCAAGAGUUAAUAUUCAACCACUUGUGGAUAUGCUCAAGGAACCUCCCAGUUUGGCGAAGUACACGGGAACAAUCCCAAAGUCUGUGAAACCUUCGUUCGACCAAUGGCACCGUGAAACUGCUGGUUUACGAAAAAUCCGAGAACUACAAAACGACCAUGAGAAGGAGAACGAUAUUCGGCGAAAAAGGGAAAUGGAGUUGGCGGAAAAACUAAAAAACUUGGAUCAACAAAGAUUGGCGGAUGCUGAAAAGAUGCGGAAAAUUGAAGCUGACUUGCGACAACAGGUGCGAGAAUUUCGGGAGCAAUACGAGGUGGCAUCUAAACAGCAACGAGCUGAACUGCAAGAACGUGAUGAUGAGUUGACUUAUCUGAGGCAAGCUGAGAAACUCCUGAGGAUGCAACUUCAAGCGGCUAUUCAAGGAUCCACGAACGCAACUGAAAGUGUCAUAGGGAUAAGUCCAGUAACAGGUAACAUCCCUCCUCCUCCUUCCGCCAUGUCACCGGUAAGUACGCCAAACAUGUACCCUCAUGUAACUUAUAUAAAACCUGAUAACAUGAACAACGGUUAUUUCGAAGCUUUGAGCACCCCGGUUGGGGCCCGUUCCCUAAAUGAAAACGUCGAUCAGACACCCCCAAUACCUCCAUAUGUAUUUACAAAUAUCUCCCCACAACUACAACCUCCAUGUACUCAAUCGCGUCAACCUGAAUUCCAAAACAGUGCCAGUAGCAACGUCAUUCAGCUAAUUAAUCCCUCCCCCGCGCAAUUAGCAGCUCGAAACGUAUCGAAAGAUCUCCCGGUGUUCGACGGAGAUCCACUUCAUUGGCCACUCUUCAUAUGCAGUUAUCAACAUUCCACGGCUGUUUGCGGGUUUUCCGACUCCGAAAACCUAUUGCGUCUACAACGGAGUCUCAAAGGGAGCGCUAAGGAAGCAGUCAACAGUUUUCUCCUACAUCCUUCUACGGUUUCAAAUGUAAUCUCUACUCUGACUAUUCUUUAUGGACGGCCAGAGCAAAUCAUUCAUAAUAUGAUCAAUAAGAUUCGUAGUCUUCCUACCCCGAAAGCGGAUCGUGAGGACACCUUGAUUACCUUCGGUCUAGCGGUUCAAAACCUGUGCGGUCAUCUGAAAGCUACUGGUAUGGAGAUGCAUUUCGGGAAUCCAGAACUUCUGCAAGAGUUGGUGGGCAAAUUGCCAUUCCACGUCAAGUUGAAUUGGGCUCUAUAUCAACAGCAAUUCCCUUCCGUUGAUCUGCAUAUUUUUGGAAAAUACAUGGAAAUAAUUACGACAGCUACGAGCCAGGUGACACUGUCUAGUGGGCCUUCCGGCAAAACCAAUCGUGAGGAGCGGCCUAAGACAAACAGAGCUUUCGUGAAUACACAUGCUGCAGUGGAAGAAUCAGAAGGUGACGAACCAGAGGAAAGAUUCGUAGGAUCUCAUGCAACUUCGAAGAUGUGUGUGAACUGCAAAGGUGAUUGCCGAACGUUAGAAAAUUGUUCCAGCUUUCUUAACCUGUCGGUGGACGACCGCUGGUCAUUCGUCAAACAGAACAAAUUGUGCCGUAAUUGCCUUACCUUUCAUCGACGUUGGCCUUGCAGAAAGGAAGCCUGCGGCUUAAACAACUGUAAGAAACGACACCACCGGAUGUUGCAUUUUCAACCCGAUUCACAAGAACAAACAGUUAAAGCUACAGUGAGUAUUCAUCAACUUUCAAGUACGUCGGUUCUCUAUCGAAUGUUACCCGUAACUUUGUACGGGCCGAGCGGUCAGGUGGAAACAUUCGCCUUUUUGGAUGAUGGAUCUUCGGUCACACUCUUGGAAAACGCGAUUGCCAACGAGCUGGGGGCGGAAGGCCCGAUAACCUCCCUAUGUAUGCAAUGGACUGGCGGCGUAAACAAAACCAUUUCCGGCACCAAGAAGGUGAGCUUAGAAAUAUCUGCGGCAGGAAGUAAAAUUCGACAUUCACUAUCAGAGGUUUAUACGGUAGAUAGUCUCGACCUUCCUGCGCAAAGCCUUAACUACGAAGAAAUGAGCCGAACCUAUAAUCACCUCGCAGGGCUCCCGAUUUCUAGUUUCAAGUCAGCAACACCCGGGCUACUUAUUGGACUCAGUAACGUACGUUUAUUAACAGCACUCAAAACUAGGGAAGGUCGUACGGGAGAGCCUGUUGCAGCAAAAUCUCGAAUAGGUUGGUCGGUUUAUGGUUGUCUACCAAAGGGAGCACAAUCAAUACCCCAUCGACAAAUGCAUAUAUGUACCAAUAAAGAUGAUAAUUUACACGAUUAUGUGCAACAAUUUUUCAGGCUGGAAAGUUUGGGUGUAGCAGUGGCUCCAGAGAUCACACCAUCCGAGGAUCUGCGAGCUCAACAGAUCCUAGAAGCAACAACGAAACAGAAGGCUGAUGGACAUUUCGAGGUCGGACUAUUGUGGAGAUAUGACUACAUUGAGUUUCCUGACAGCAGACCGAUGGCGGAAAAACGACUGCGAUGCUUGGAAAAACGUCUUGGAAAAGAACCCGAUUUGUACGACAAUGUUCGACAACAAAUAGCAGCAUACCAGCAAAAGGGCUACGUGCAUAGAGCCACUCCUGACGAAAUUGGCAACUUUGAUAUUAGACGAACGUGGUAUCUUCCACUGGGUGUAGUAAUAAACCCGAAAAAACCUGACAAAAUUCGCUUAAUUUGGGACGCGGCUGCAAAAGUGGACGGAGUUUCACUGAAUAGCAUGCUAAUGAAGGGUCCAGAUUUGUUGAGUUCUUUAUUAUCAAUAUUAUUACGCUAUCGCGAGAGACAAGUAGCCAUUUCAGGUGACAUACGCGAAAUGUUUCACCAAAUGUCAGUUCGAGAAGAAGACCGAUGUGCGCAGCUAUUCCUUUGGCGAAAUUCGCCGGAUCAAGAAAUUCAAACAAUGGUUUCCGACGUAGCAAUAUUCGGGGCCACAUGUUCACCUGCGCACUCUCAGUAUGUUAAGAAUCUUAACGCGGCUAAAUAUGCUAAACAUUAUCCCGAAGCUGCUGAUGUCGUCAUUAAUUCCCAUUAUGUUGACGAUUGUCUUAAAAGCGUUGAUACCGAUGAACAGGCAAUUGAACUUGCUCAGCAAGUUUCCGAAAUACACGCAAAUGGUGGCUUUAAAAUCGUCAAUUGGAUGUCUAGCUCGAAAACGGUUUUGAACAAAUUAGGUGAGACUGAUCCAUCGACCAUUAAAACUUUACGGUUCAAUACUGAAACGGGAACGAAUGCAGAUGAACGUCUUUUGGGAAUGACCUGGCAUCCAGAUGAAGAUGUGUUCAAAUUUACACUUACCUUUCAGAAAGAUAUAGCAGAGAUCAUCAACGGAAAUAUUAUUCCUACAAAACGUCAGCUUCUGAGAUUAGUUAUGAGUAUUUUUGAUCCGUUAGGAAUAGUCUCGAACUUUAUUAUUCAUGGGAAAAUCAUCAUUCAGGAUUUAUGGCGAGUUAAAACCGGAUGGGAUGAAGAAAUUCCCCCGAAGGUAUAUUCAAGAUUCAAGCUUUGGGCAACUUCACUAAAAGAUAUAGAAAAAGUUCGAGUACAUAGAUGCUACUUUCCCGGCUACCAGGUAGACAGCUAUCAAAGUUUACAACUUCAUAUCUUCGUCGAUGCGAGUGAGGAAGCAUAUGCCGCUGUUGCUUAUUUCCGGAUCGUGGAUUAUUCUUACGUUCGUUGUGCCCUGGUCUCAUCUAAAACGAAGGUCGCGCCGUUACAACUACUUUCAAUACCGCGGCUGGAGUUGCUAGCAGCAGUCAUCGGAGUGCGUCUUAGAAAGACGAUCGAAGCAGGCAUGUCACUGAAAAUAAAUAAAACAUAUUUUUGGAGUGAUUCAACGACAGUUCUUUCCUGGAUUAGGUCGGAUCUGCGCCGCUACCGUCCUUAUGUGGGUCAUCGAAUAAGUGAAAUUUUAGAUUCAUCAAACGUCGAAGAAUGGAGAUGGGUCCCUACACGUCUCAACGUUGCUGACGAUGCUACAAAAUGGGGAAAGGGUCCCGCAUUUGAUUCACGAAAUCGGUGGUACAACGCUCCCGAGUUCCUGUAUGACGAAGAAGAGGAAUGGCCCAAAGAUUGUUCGAUACCCGAAACCAACGAGGAAAUUAAACCGACCUGGAUCAACACGCACAUCUUGAAUGAACCAGAGAUAGACGCCACCCGCUUUUCGAAGUGGGAGCGUUUGUUACGUACCAUGGCAUACGUUUUUCUGUUCAUCGGCCCAAGACCACUCGCACAAAAAAUUAUUACAAGUGAAAACCUCAGGAACGCCGAAACAACUUUGUGGAAAAUCGCGCAAGCUGAAUUCUCUGAUGAAGUAGCCGUGUUGAUCCAUAACCAAAAUGCAACCGAAGGUAACAAACGAAAGCUUCCAACAUCAAGUCAGCUCGCCAGAUAUGAUGCGUUUUUAGAUACAGCAGGAGUUCUUCGUAUCAACGGUAGAACAGAAGCUGCAGAUUGGCUGUCUUACGAUUCAAAGUUUCCAAUAAUAUUACCGAAGAAUCACAGAAUAACUAUGCUGCUGUUGGAUUGGUAUCAUCGUCGACAUCAACAUGCCAACCAUGAAACUGUUGUCAACGAGGUGCGACAGAAAUUUCAGAUACCCAGACUGAGGAUUCAAGUGCAACUGGCAAUCAAGAAUUGUAUGUGGUGUCGGGUUUACAAGUCCAUUCCUGCUGCUCCUAAAAUGGGCCCCCUCCCGAAAGUUCGAAUUACUCCCUACGUGCGUCCUUUUACUUACACAGGGAUUGAUUACUUUGGACCGUACUUGGUUAAAGUUAAAAGAUCAGCUGAGAAACGAUGGGUAGUACUCUUCACCUGUCUUACCGUACGUGCGGUGCAUUUAGAGGUAGCAUCUUCAUUGACUAGCGAUUCGUGCAAGAAGGCCAUACGUCGAUUUAUAGCUCGCAGGGGAGCUCCAGAAGAAAUAUACACCGAUCAUGGAACAAACUUUAUCGGUGUUAGCCGUGAGCUAAAAGCAGAGUUAGAGAACAUUAACGAAGAAAUGUGCAGCACCUUUACUGACACUCUCACACAGUGGUAUUUUAUCCCACCCGCUGCUCCACACAUGGGAGGCUGUUGGGAGAGGAUGGUGAGGUCAAUUAAAACGGCGCUGGGGUCGAUCCCAACUAUGAGAAAGCUGGACGACGAAUCACUACUAACUGUAUUAGCUGAAGCUGAACACAUGGUGAACUCGAGACCGUUAACUUUCAUCCCGUUGAGAACAGAGAACGAUGAAUCAUUAACUCCAAAUCACUUCUUGCUUCUCAAUUCAAAAGGAACUAACCAGGGAGUCAAACAGUGUAUCCCAAAAGGCGCUGCUAUUAGGGGGAGUUGGGACCUGAUACAGCAAGUGCUCCAAACAUUCUGGCGCCGCUGGAUAAACGAGUAUUUGCCAACCAUAACAAGGAGAACCAAAUGGUUUGAAGACGUGCGACCCAUUAAGGAAGGUGAAUUGGUUGUAGUUGUAAAUGAGGGUGUCAGAAAUAAGUGGACAAGAGGUAGAAUAUUGAAGAUAUUCCCGGGGAAAGAUGGUGUCGCUCGGCUAGCUGAUCUCCAGACAAAAAAUGGAAUACUUACAAGACCGUUCACUAAACUAGCACUUUUGGAUGUAGGUGUGCAUGACACCGAAUAA
Messenger RNA from Uranotaenia lowii, 6477 nucleotides. RefSeq lists its product as uncharacterized. The transcript has a single exon. Gene Ontology annotation, molecular function: nucleic acid binding. The record is from RefSeq and is a predicted model, not a curated record. Gene Ontology annotation, biological process: DNA integration. The coding region runs from base 1 to 6477 and encodes 2158 amino acids. Lineage: Eukaryota; Metazoa; Arthropoda; Insecta; Diptera; Culicidae.